AUGAAACUUUGUAUGUUCACACUUCUGUUUGUUUCUGGUUUUGUCGAUGAUAUUCUCUGCACUGAUUAUAGAAUUGUGCACACCCCGUCGGGGCCCAUUAGAGGAAUAGGUGUUCCGUAUGAAGGUGAAACAGUGUAUCAGUACAGAAAUAUCCCUUAUGCGAAACCACCAGUAGGAGAUCUAAGGCUGCAGAAACCGGUACCACACCAAAUAUGGACAGAUAUUUUCGAUGCAACAGUUUUUGGACCUUCAUGUCUUCAAGAUAAAGACCGUAUUAAAAAUCUAAUUCCUAAACUGCCAAAUCCCAACUUUUCUGAAGACUGUUUACAGCUUAACGUCUAUACACCGAGCACAGUACUACCACAAGACAGAAAGAGCGUCAUGAUAUGGGUUCAUGGGGGUGCCUUCUUAUUGGGACAAGCUUCAUAUUUUGAUUCAACACGUCUCGUAACUAGAGGGGAUGUAAUAAUUGUUACGCUGAAUUACCGUCUUGGAGCACUAGGCUUUCUCAGCACUAGCGACGAUGGAAUGCCUGGAAACUUUGGUCUUUGGGACCAGAGACUAGCAUUUCAAUGGGUGAAACAAAACAUUGCAUCUUUUGGUGGUGACCCCAACAGUAUUACAAUAUUUGGGCAAUCAGCGGGGGCUUUUAGUGUUGGCCUCCAUGCCAUGAUGCCUAUAAACAGAGGCUUAUUUACACGAGUAAUUUCCGAGAGUGGAGGACUGGACUCCAAAAUAGCAGUACGACAAGAUCCAAAACCCAUCACAUCAGAAUACGGUCGUGUAAUCAACUGUACGCAGGGGACAGACACGGAUACACUUGUACGGUGUCUGAGAGGGAAAACCUUCUAUGAAAUAAUAGAGGCACAAAAUAGUUUGAACUCUUCUUUUUAUGGAGGUGACUAUAAUCUUGAAUUUAUGCCAGUUAUUGAUGGCGUUCUGAUAAAAGAAAUGCCAGGCGCACUACUUUCAAAUUUCUCAUCAGAAGAAUACAAAUUCUUUAAAUCACUAGACAUCAUAUUCGGUACAUCAAGCAACGAUGGGGGGAUAGCAGCAACCAUUGUCGCUAAUCGUCUUCAAGAAAAGUAUCGAUUCAACACCACACUUGAGAUACCUACUGUCGUGCUACGUGACGAAAUUGCACCAAAACUUGCUGAACUAUUCUAUAAUAACAAUGAACAUGUGUCACGUGCUAUUUUUGACAUGUACAGCAGUACGGAUACUCUAGAGCAGAGUAAAAAUGUGUUGAAUUUGUUCACUGACUACACGUUUCUUUCAGCAACAGUAAGUGCGCUUAACUCUCACUCAGCAACUAGCAUCUCCCCAGGCAAAAACACAUUCCAGUAUAUUUUUUCAGGACAUGGAGCCAUCGCAGGGUCAUAUGUAUUACCAGUAUAUUUCACAGGAGCAUGGCAUGGAGCCGAAUUACCUUUCUUAUUCGGCCAAAUUGGACCGGGAACUGCAUUGAACAAUACAGCAAAUAACAGAGCUUUAGCAGACAUGGUUGUUUCCUAUUGGACCAACUUUGCCAAACAUGGCAAUCCCAAUGGCCAGGGGCUUCCUAUUUGGCCUACCUACAACCCAAUCACAGCUGAAUUUCUGAAUAUCAGCGUAACCCCGUCAACAGGAAGUCACGUGGCCGAGGACAGAAUGAGGUUUUGGAAUAAGUAUAUCCCAUCACUUUUAGAAUUAGGAGCUAGCGCCAUCGUGGGAAAAUAA
Molecule: messenger RNA, 1719 nt
Organism: Ylistrum balloti
Lineage: Eukaryota; Metazoa; Mollusca; Bivalvia; Pectinida; Pectinidae
Product: acetylcholinesterase-like
Exons: 2
Coding region: 1-1719 (572 amino acids)
Biological process (GO): synaptic vesicle endocytosis; chemical synaptic transmission; neuron cell-cell adhesion
Cellular component (GO): cell surface; synapse
Molecular function (GO): neurexin family protein binding; signaling receptor activity
Source: RefSeq, a predicted model, not a curated record